GUUCAUUCCCUCGAGCCGAGGAGACCGACCACAGUCGAUAGCUUUUCGUUGGUAUCUAGCAGCCCGAGCCAGUGAGACAACGGACAGAGCUUUCCACCGAGCCCGGCCAUGGACGAACAGGCGGGGCCCGGCGUAUUCUUCAACAACAAUAACAACUCUGUUCUACCCGGCGGUGGGAAAGGACCGCUGCCUGAUGGCGACGCUGGGGAGGCGGCUAGGGCGCAAUACAGUAUCCCGGGGAUCUUGCACUUCCUGCAGCACGAAUGGGCCCGUUUUGAAGUAGAGAGGGCACAAUGGGAGGUGGAGCGGGCCGAAUUACAGGCCCAAAUCGCCUUCCUGCAAGGGGAGAGGAAAGGCCAAGAGAAUUUGAAGAAAGACCUUGUGAGGAGGAUCAAAAUGCUGGAGUAUGCACUGAAGCAAGAGAGAGCAAAGUACCACAAGUUAAAAUAUGGGACAGAGUUAAAUCAAGGUGACAUGAAGCCUCCGAGCUACGACUCCGAUGAGGCCAAUGAGAACGAGUCCUCUGGAUCGCUCAACAAUCAGCUGUCCUGGAAACAAGGCCGUCAGCUGCUCAGACAGUACCUGCAGGAGGUGGGCUACACAGACACCAUCUUAGAUGUAAAGUCCCAGCGGGUCCGAGCGCUGCUAGGACUAGCUGGGGACGGAGGCGGGAAGACAGGUGAACGGAGCGGCACUGAGCCAUUGGUCAAUGGGACGGACGUAUCAACAAAGGGAAUGGGCACCAGAGGGAAAGCUGAGCUCUCUGAUAGUAGUGCUGUACUGGAGGCCUUCAAGUUCAUUGAGAAUGCAGAGGCUGAGUACAGUGACGAAGAUGAUGAGGAGGAUAGUGAUGGGAAGGACAGGACUCAUGUGGAAUCCAGGACGAUCCUGAGGAAGAAGCCCUCGUCGUCAGCGUCGCCGGCCAGUAUGGACACCAGUGAGGACCCUGACACAGAGGAGGCACUGAAGGGGUUUGACUUCCUGUCAAGCCCUGAUGAAAUGGACACCUCGCCGGAGUCCAGAGGAAACGGGGACGGCACAGACUGGGAGAAGGACGAGCAAGGUCCCAUUUCUGAGGCCUGGGACGUGGACCCGGGCCUGAUAACCAAACUCAAGGAGCAGUACAAAAAGGAGCGCAAGGGGAAAAAGGGGGUGAAGAGGCCAAACCGGUCCAAGCUGCAGGAUAUGCUGGCUAACCUGAGAGAUGCAGAAGAUUUGUCCCACAUGCAGCCUCCAUCCGCACCCCAGUCGCGGCCCAACAUGGCCCGGUUCAACGAGCACGAGGGGAACCGAACGGACGAAGUUGAUGCGAUGACCUUCCCGCCCACCUCAGGGAAGUCGUUCAUUAUGGGCACAGACGAGGCCAUGGAGAGCGAGCUGGGCCUGGGGGAGCUUGCUGGACUCACUGUGGCCAACGAGGCCGACAGUCUGGCAUAUGAUAUUGGCAACAAUAAGGAUGCCAUGAGAAAAACAUGGAACCCCAAAUUCACUCUGCGGAGCCAUUUUGAUGGGAUUCGAGCUCUGGCCUUUCACCCUGUGGAGCCCGUCCUGAUUACUGCUUCAGAGGACCACACGCUCAAAAUGUGGAACCUACAAAAGACCGCUCCUGCCAAAAAGAGUGCAUCUUUAGAUGUUGAACCGAUCUACACUUUCAGGGCUCACAGGGGGGCUGUACUGAGUGUGGUGAUGAGCAGUACAGGGGAGCAGUGUUUCAGCGGAGGGGUUGACGGGACUAUACAGUGCUGGAACACCCCCAAUCCCAACAUCGACCCCUACGACUCCUACGACCCAUCAAUGCUGCGUGGAGCCUUGUGUGGGCACACUGACUCAGUGUGGGGUUUGGUGUACAGCAGCGCACACCAGCGCCUCCUCUCCUGCUCGGCAGACGGGACCGUGAGACUGUGGGACGCCAACACAACCUCCCCCGCCCUCGCAGUAUUCAACGAAGACAAAAACCUAGGAGUUCCCUCCUCAGUAGACCUGGUGUGUAGUGAUCCAGCCCACCUGGUCACAUCCUUCACAAAUGGGCAGAUUGGCCUCUUCAACAUGGAGACGCGCCAGCAAGUCCUUAGUCUGGAGUCCAAUCUGGAGCCGGGCACUCCCUGUCAGAUCAAUAAGGUCCUCAGCCACCCGACUCUUCCCAUCACCAUCACCGCGCAGGAGGACAGACACAUCAAGUUCUUUGACAACAACAGUGGGAAGCUGAUUCACUCCAUGGUGGCUCACCUGGAUGCCGUCACAAGCUUAGCCGUAGACCCUAAUGGACUUUAUCUCAUGUCAGGCAGUCAUGACUGCUCUAUCCGUCUGUGGAACCUGGAGAGUAAAACCUGCAUCCAAGAGUUCACGGCUCACAGAAAGAAGUCUGAGGAGUCGAUCCACGAUGUGGCGUUUCAUCCGUCUAAAUGCUACAUCGCUAGCGCCGGGGCGGACGCGCUCGCCAAAGUGUUCGUAUGACGUGGAGCUGCGUCUCUCCCUGCAGCCCUGCUCGCUGACUCAGCCUCCCAUGAUCAGGGACCAAUAGAGACACAGGAGGGGAAGGACCUUCAGGCAUGGGUCCAGUCCCACCUCUCACAGCCCACUGGUUUCAUGUCGGACUGGUAGACUAUGUAGCGCUAGCCUCAAACGGGCCUUGACUCUCCAUAGAAAGGUUCGGCAGGGAGGGCAGUCAGGAGGAGAACUGCUCUCCAGUCCCCCAUCUACCAUCCAGGCAGGCCUGGGUGUGGCCCUCCACAGCGCCCCCCACCCCCCACCCCCUACCCCCCACCCCCACCCAGACAGACUAAAACUUUACCUCUGUAGCUAGGAGGCUCAGGACAAGUGUUAGAGUGCGGAGUGGAGAAAUGAGGUUUCAAGCCGGUCUUCUGCCCCUUUGACUUCACGCUCAUCCCUAAUCCCUCUGGCCCUCGACCUUCCCUCUCAGACCAACCAGGUUCGGGCCCUUUACUCCAAGUCAGGUUUUGUGUAGUGGUGUUCUAGAAAUGUGGGUUACUGAAGGCUCGCUGGAGCUGUCGUGGAAGCCUCUCACUUCUGCUUCUCUGCUUCCCAGACUGACUCUGCUUGCUGGCCUGCCUUUAUUUUCCUUUUUAAAACACGUGUUAACAAAUGUGCCUUUGCUUUAAAAAGGUCUUGAAAAACGUUAUUUUAACAAGCUUGUUUUGGGGAACAGGGAGGGUGGGGACGGCAGAGAAAUGGAGCUGGUUGUCACAAUGUUGUCGAUUUUAACAUUGGAUGUAAAAUUACAAAUGCUUAUAAUAAACAAAAUAUAUAUUCAGUCUUAAAAUUUACUGUGCAGCGUGAGUUUGAGUGCUCCUUUUUGAUAAGUGUGGUUGGGGAACCAAUUUUGUGCAUUUCAGGGCAAAGCUGUUAGAGUGACACAGAACAUUAAAUAUAAUGCCUGUUUGUUGGGUUCAAUUUAUUGUACACUUCUGAAGUAAGAUUACAAACAUAUGUGUCCAAAGUAAACCAUCUUGGUUAUAUAAUUGCAAUUCAAACUUGGUUCUGGGUGUCCAUUUUAGGAAUAACUAAUUGAUUUUGGCCAGUUUGCUCUUGUUUGAAUUGAAUGGCUUGUACUGUAUGUAGUUUUCCCCAAUUGUGUGGACAUGCUCGACUACAAUGUGAUGUAUCAUGUCCAGAAAUUUACAGUAGUCCAGUGUUUAGCAGGAAAUUAGUGCAGUACUGUAGGACUGUUUGAAAUAAUGAGUUAACCAUCCGACAGGGAGGAGAAAUGUCCUGCAAAUUCCAGUUUACUGUAAACUGAAGGGAGGAAACAAUCCUGCAUUAAAAUAAAAAAAAACAACUAAUCAAUCAAGAUGUUGUACAUGUAGAGUACAGCUUCAAAUGAGCCAUUUUCUCAGUCACUGGUUUGUAUAUGAAAGUAUGUUCAAAAUAAAACCUGCUGUAAAAUGUUAA
This is a messenger RNA of Micropterus dolomieu (smallmouth bass), 3909 nucleotides long. Its product is annotated as striatin-like. NCBI's taxonomy places the organism in Eukaryota, Metazoa, Chordata, Actinopteri, Centrarchiformes, Centrarchidae. Gene Ontology annotation, cellular component: dendrite. The record is from RefSeq and is a predicted model, not a curated record. Gene Ontology annotation, molecular function: armadillo repeat domain binding; protein-containing complex binding; calmodulin binding. The transcript is spliced from 17 exons. The coding region runs from base 109 to 2454 and encodes 781 amino acids.